Vigna angularis (adzuki bean) is the source of this 813-nucleotide messenger RNA. Its product is annotated as protein MAIN-LIKE 1-like. The record is from RefSeq and is a predicted model, not a curated record. NCBI's taxonomy places the organism in Eukaryota, Viridiplantae, Streptophyta, Magnoliopsida, Fabales, Fabaceae. The coding region runs from base 1 to 813 and encodes 270 amino acids. The transcript has 2 exons.
AUGGUAAGAACACGAGGUUCAUCUUUUAGUUCUCGUGGAGAGAGUUCUAGAGGAGAAAGUUCUCGAGGAGAGAGUUCUGCACAGGGUGAAGGUAGGAGACGACCUACAGCUUCAGCUCGGAGAAGACGUGCAGCUCCAAUUCAGGAUGACCCUAUAGCCGAGGACCGAGCGUUUGAGGAGGAGGCAUAUCAGGCCUAUGAGGGUCCUGUUCACGAGGAGGCAUUUGAGGCUCCUCAUGACGAUAAUGAGGAGGAGGAACAUGUCGAUGUUCCUGACAUACAGGAGGAGGAUGUCGGUGGAUUUCCUGGAGGUCCAUGUGAUGCUUCAUUGCUGACACACUAUGUUCAGCAUGUUGCUUAUGGCAUUUCGCAGGGCCGGGAUCAAGGGGAGAUACUGAAGUUGAUCUCCCAUGGUAAAAAAAUUAAUAAGUUAGGACCGUGCGCCGAAGGAAUUCAACACAUUGUGUUGAAUUCCGCUUUGAUGCCUCUCACAGAUAUUUGCUAUGAUUACGUUGAUAAGGGCUUGUUGCUCGAUUUCAUAGAGAGAUGGCACUUUGAGACGAGUAGUUUCCAUCUCCUUGUAGGGGAGAUGUCGAUCACUCUUGACGAUGUCUCCACUUUACUUCACCUUCCGGUACUGGGACAAUUAUGUGAUUUGGAGGAGUUGGAGUUUGAGGAGGCUCGUACAACCCUUGUAGAACUGCUCGGCAUUGAUGGUGGCACAGCUAGUGCUGAGAUGGAGGAUGCACGUGGUCCGAAAGUCAGACUCAGCUGGCUAAGAGAGAUAUAUGUUCAGAGGUGUCAGUCGCAAUAG